UGUCUGACUUUCCAACUUUCGUUCCGCACAACAGGUACGGAUGGGACUCAUCAGCAUGUUGGCCUCGUGUAGUUUCCUGCCCUGAUGACAUCUGAGCAGUGUAGGUCCAGCUACAACGUAUCACCACGCCUGCCCUCUCAUCCACGAGACUUCCAACAGCCUUACCCCGCCCCGUGUCCGACAACGAUGCCCAACCUUCCUCCUCCGUCUCGACAGUCCCCUCCGAUAUCACCGUCGAACCCGCCUUCGGCCCCCAGCGAUCUCGGCCCGACACUCCCCGAGGGUAAUCCCGAACCAGAACCAUCGAACGAGGCGUCCAUCUUGAAAGAGAACAAGGAUGUCUGGAUAGAGUCGCCUAAGAGCUUCUUCGCAUCUGCGCCUAUUCAUGUGGACACAUACACUUGCUCCGACCCGCAGCUCGCAGUAGCUGGGACGAUUGCGUUCAGAUUAAGAGCUGGAGAGUUCUAUCGGUGUCGAUUAACAUGGGGACAACGAGGAAAGACAGCCUUCCUAAACCAUGUGGCCAAGUACAACCCCAAGUUGUCUCGGGUUGACUACGACAAGUGGAUGAACUUUGGCAAAACUACAGAAAUCAUCUCCCAAAACUGUAUCGCCGGUACCAUUGUAGCGAGCAGCUGUCUAUCGUUGCGAGAUUCAAGAUAUCGUAUGGUCCCACUAAAUAAAAAGAACAAGCAACACAUUAGUUUCCUCGAAGAGCUCUGUAAACCAGAAAUCCGACGUCUUGCAGCUAGAUUUCAAGACCUCGAACAAGCGUUGGCAAAGUACAUCUUCAGGGCAUACAGUGGUCUGAGGAAGCGAGGAAUCAAAUCUCGUGGUUACGACCAGCUGCAAGACUUCUCCUUACAGCAAGCCCUUUACGUCGGCUCUAGAUGUGAUCCACUUCCAGCUGAACCGUGUCAAGAUACGGUUAUCGACUCGUUUUCUCACGACCCCACGCUCGACAACAUAGGCAGAAACGGCCCUGUCGGUGAGGAGCAGCUGCCCUAUCCAGAUCAACAGCCACAGGCAACGGAGGAAUGCAGCAAAAUCCUGACUCCUAUCUAUGUUUCUGGGCAGUCACAUGAGGGCGGCGCAUAUCCCAUGAGUGGACAUUUGCAAAACGACGUACAGCAAUUUGAGGGCGUUACAGGACAACCAUCACAACAACCGCCACAACCAGUUACCUCAUUCUCUUUUGCGCAUGAUACCUGUCCAAUAAGUAUGUUGUUGUUGUUGUUGUUGUUGUUGUUGUUGUAUUUAACGCCAUGGCGGCAAGGUUGGAACCCUUGUCGCAGACCUCCCGAAGGGUAUGUGGCGUGGAGAGCCGUGGGCUAGGACUAUGUACUUCAUACAUCGCCCUUCCUUUCGUCCUCCAAAUCCUGCCUGAUGGCUACUAUGCCUUCUAUCUGUCCCUGGUUCCCGCUGGUUCCCCAGUUUCAUUGCUUCCCGUCUAUUUCCCUUUAGGGGUUGAGUU
Messenger RNA from Colletotrichum destructivum, 1474 nucleotides. RefSeq lists its product as uncharacterized. The record is from RefSeq and is a predicted model, not a curated record. NCBI's taxonomy places the organism in Eukaryota, Fungi, Ascomycota, Sordariomycetes, Glomerellales, Glomerellaceae. The transcript has 3 exons. The coding region runs from base 85 to 1335 and encodes 416 amino acids.